CUACGAAUCAACCCGCGUACUCAGCCCCUCGCAGCCAUGGACGACACGUGGCUUUCGCGGCAGUUAUUGGAGAUGGAAAGUCUCAGCGCCAUCUAUUGCGAGGAGGGUGACUUGCGUGUGGACGAGGAGGCGCUCGAAGCGCUGGGUGCCGCAGCGAAAGACGUGGAGGCGUCGCUGUCUCGGCUUCCGGCGCUGUCCCUCUCUGUGCGCGUCUUCACGGACGACGCGGUGGCUGCGGGCUCGGUGCGCCUGGCGGCGGUGCUGCCGCAUGGAUAUCCGACCACAGCCGCACCGAUGGUGUGGUUGGAGCCCGAAGUGGAGGCCUCGACCUCCUCGCGCUUCCUGCAAGUCGCUGACGAUGAUCAUCUCGGCCAACGAUUGCAAGAAGCGGCCCUCCACUGGGGCCAGAAGGGCGAGGAAUGUUUGUUGCCGCUGAUCCAGACAGCUGAGGAGCUCAUCCGUACCUGGGCAGACGACCUGGCGGUGGCCAUGGCGGUUCAAGAGGAGUUGGAGGAACAAGAGGAGGUGCCCACCUUAGCUCCGCCAUGCACCCGCGUGCUGCGAGCGCGUGGCGCUCUGGGACGGCGGGCGAUGUUCUCCCACCACAUCAUCGCUCCGGGGAAGCGACAAGUGAUCAAAGACUGGGCAGCACAGUUGCAGCUGGGCGGAAUGGCCAAAGUGGGCUGGCCCGGUGUGAUCAUCGUGGAGGGUGAAGAGCCCAAUGUCGUGGCCUAUGUUGAAGCCUUGAGCCGUUUGCGCUGGAAGCACUUCGUGGUGCGAGCAGAGCAAAUGAUCGAGCUGGAUGGGAUGCCUUUGGACUCCCUGCGUGUGCUGCCGGUGCCCUUGGAGGAGUUUCCACCAGAUGGGAUGUCCGAGUUCUCCGCACGCUGUCGCCAUUUGGGUGUGGAGGAGCUUUUCCUGGCUGCUUUGAAAAUUGGUGACAAGGCCGCGAGCAAGAAGGGCAAGAAGCGGUGAUGGUGUCCUGGAGCGCCGAGGAAAGAACAUACGGCGGCAGCCAUAGGGUUGGG
Durusdinium trenchii is the source of this 1028-nucleotide messenger RNA. The record is from the annotation of a GenBank genome assembly. NCBI's taxonomy places the organism in Eukaryota, Dinophyceae, Suessiales, Symbiodiniaceae.